CUCACUUUACUGGCCUUUAACUUUACCUAUAUGCAAUAUUAAGUCUGCUCUGGAGUAGUUCUAGUCCAUGCUAGUGACUGAAGCAACAUUUAGCUUCUAGUAAAAUAUUAGCUCGUGGAGCCCAACACCCUCCCGACUCUCAGGGUUGGGAGAUCCCUAUCUCCGUGACUUCUGAAGGUCUUCCCACCACUCUAUAAAUCCUUUUUACGGAUUUGUUAGCUUUGCAGAUAUAUAAACAAGUGGCUUUCAGGAACCUUGGUCAUUAGCAUUUUUUUGAAGACUUGAGUGGAAAAAACCCCAAGAUAAUGACUCAUUGCAGGCUGUGUAAUAGAUUUCUGUAUAUAUGAAUCACAGUUAAAAGGAAGGGAAGCUGUACUGUUUUCCAGAAGUUGAAAGUUCUCCUGCCUGCUAAGAUCCACUGAGUGGGCUUGAAAACGGAUAGAUUAAAUUGCAACCAAACCAGGAGAUGAUAUGAAACACAGAAGUUGGCGAACUAGGGCCACAUUUAUGAAUUAACCAAACCCAGCUGUACCAGUGGUCUUCUAGCCACUGACCCGCAGUGCUAUCUCAUAACCAUCAAACUAGCAUUGCUAAAGUCCAGGGGCCCACCUGAAAUAUGCAGGAUCUAAACCAAAGUAGGCAGUCAAUGCAACUGCAUGAAACAGGCAGAUUUCAAAGCCUGAAUCACACAACAAAUGCCUUGGGCUUUUCAACCCCAGCAUUUUAUCAGCAGAUAAUGGAUUUUAAGACUCAGGAUGUGCCAGCCAUUCUACCUGAAAUCCCCAGUAUUGCACACACAAGAAACCCACAUUGGCUUCCAAAUGUUUAGCGUGGAAAAGAGGAGACUGAGAGGAGAUAUGAUAGCCAUCUUCAAAUAUCUGAAGGUCUGUCACAUGGAAGAUGGAACAAACUUGUUUUCCCCUGCUCUGGAGGGUAGGACCCAAACCAAUGUCUUCAAGUUACAAGGAAGGAGAUUCUGACUAAACAUCAGGAAGAACUUUCUGACAGUAAGAGCUGUUUGACAGUAGAAUGGUCUCCCUUGGGUGGCUGUGGACUCUCGUUCCUUGGAGGUUUUUAAGCAGAGGUGGGAGGGACAUCUGCCUUGGAUUUUAGUUGAGAUUCCUGCACUUCAUGGGGUUGGACUUGGGUUGGGUCCCUUCCAACUAUGAUUCUAUGAUUCUAAAUCCCAAACUCUCACCUAGAAUAAACCUUCCUGAUCAACCUCUGUGUCUAAGCAAUAUUUCAGAAGGUGAUGCACUGGAACUGGGUAUUCCUGUUAGUAUCUCUUGCCUGUUCCAUAAUUUCUGGAACUCCCUCCCUUUUGUGAGAGAACUUGCCCAAGCAGUGCUAAAAGACACAUAGUAAAUAGAGUAGACUUCUUUCCAGAAUUAAUUGGGGUAAAUGUGUGGGCAUUUAUGUAUUAACUUUAUAUCUCUUCCUUCUUCCCAAAGGAUUUCAAGACAGUAUGCAUCUUGUAUUUAUACAGCAUUGCAAAGUGCUCAAAACACUUUAUAAACAUUAACGGGAUACUUUGGGCUUGCAAUUAUUUGAAAGUUGUUCAGGAAUAUGUUAUCUCCAUUUAAAUGUGUGUUAGGAUCACAUGCUUAGGAGUUAUGUCUAUACUGUACUGACAGAUCUUGCAUUAGAUCAGGGAAUAUAACUCUAAUUCACUUAAUCGUUUUUCUAAAGCAGCUUCUGCUUCCAAGUUUCUUGGAAAGUCCAGCUGCUCCCUUCUUUUCCAUGAGCCCAUCGUGCUGAGAUUACCAAACUGACAAAGCAGACUCUGUAUCUGGAUGCCUUUCAGACUCCAGGGGACAGAAACGGGAAGCGAAUUAGUCAUUUAUUGUUCAUGUUUCUCAGGGCUAGCACAGUUGCAUCUUUAAGAAAGGAUAACAUUCCUUGACUGCUGACUGGAUGAUUUCGGCUUUAUUUCAGUUGUUGUUACCGUAUACUAGGAGGCUCCAUGUCUUUGUGGGGGAAGGGGGGAGAGCAAUAUUAGAAUUGCAUAUUUUUAUAACUCUGUAAACGUAGAAUUUUAUGUUCCUGUACAUCUUCAUUGAGUUAAUAAAAUGUAGUUGUUUGGCAGAUCUGCAUAUUAAUUAUCGGCUAUGGAAAGUUUAAUGUGAGGCACAUAAUGUAAAUCACAUUAUGCAAAAAAAUAUGUCCUAAAUCUUAAUACUAAAUGUGGUAUCUAAAUCUGGCAUUCUAUAUUGCAGGGCAUUUUAAGACUACCAAAUUAAUAGUUAGUUCAACAAUGAUUGGGAGAGUCAUAGCUCACUAGUAAUUUACAUGGGGAAGGUCUCAGGUGUGGCUUUGGAGACCUUGGAGGACCUGCUCCGAUUUGGAUCUGACAAUAAUGGGACAAAUGGCCUCAUUUGCACCUUUGCAUAUUUGGUACUCGGAAGUGUAGGGUGUUGUACAGUGAACACAUUGGUAAUGGGAUGGAAAUUAUGCUAUCCGUCCUCUUCUGCUAAAUAUAGGGAGUGCCUGUGCUUAUUUGACCCAAGCUUGUGUACUGUUCUUUCUUUUUAAACAUAAAUAUGGGUCAUUUCUACACAAGGAUUCUUUAGCACUGUUAUCUGCUAGAAGAGGCAUUACAAGUGUGGUUCUGCGUAGCGUGUAAUAUAGUACUUGUUGUUGCUGUUUAAUCGUUUAGUCGUGUCCGACUCUUCAUGACCCCAUGGACCAGAGCACGCCAGGCACUCCUGUCUUGCACUGCCUCCCGCAGUUUGGUCAAACUCAUGUUCGUAGCUUCGAGAACACUGUCCAACCAUCUCGUCUUCUGUCGUCCCCUUCUCCUAGUGCCCUCAAUCUUUCCCAACAUCAGGGUCUUUUCCAGGGAGUCUUCUCUUCUCGUGAGGUGGCCAAAGUAUUGGAGCCUCAGCUUCACGAUCUGUCCUUCCAGGGAGCACUCAGGGCUGAUUUCCUUCAGAAUGGAUAGGUUUGAUCUUCUUGCAGUCCACGGGACUCUCAAGAGUCUCCUCCAGCACCAUAAUUCAAAAGCAUCCAUUCUUCGGUGAUCAGCCUUCUUUAUGGUCCAGCUCUCACUUCCAUACAUCACUACUGGGAAAAACAUAGCUUUAACUAUACGGACCUUUGUUGGCAAGGUGAUGUCUGUUUUUUAAGAUGCUGUCUAGGUUUGUCAUUGCUUUUCUCCCAGGAAGCAGACGUCUUUUAAUUUUGUACUAUAUUCCCUAUAAUAACCCCUCAGUUCUUGUCCACACAGCAGAAACAAAAGUGUUUUGUGCAUUACUGACCUAGGAUCUUGCUCUAAGACUGCAAUCCUGGGUAUGUUUAAAUCAGAAUCAAGCUUCUGAUUUACCCCCUAGAAUGCACACUUAGGAAUGCAGCCUCCACUCACAUGGUGUGAAGUGAUUCAUGCUUCUUCUGGACACUGGCGUUAUUUAAGUUGGUACUUCAUUUACUGAUUUGCUUUUUACAAUCAUAGCCAGGGGUGCCAACUUGAAUAAAAUAUUGUGGGGGCCCAGGUAAGCCCCACCCUGCAUAAUCAAUUACAUAACACAGUGCACACACACUAUUUGAAUGGCAAUGCCCAUCAACUUUGUGGGGGCCCAGUCCCCUCAAGUAUUUUAUUGUGGGGGCCAAAGCCCCCAUGGCCCCUAAGAGUUGGCUCCUGUGAUCCUAGCAAUUGCAACAUUUGCUUCUACAUUUUUAAAAUGAUAAUUUUAUUAGUACACAUGCACUUUAGUACAAAACAAAUUGAAAAUUAAAAGGGGGGCAAUGAUUGCUGUGGAAACAAAUGGGGGAAGGGGCCACAUGCUGUAGGGACAGGCUGGCAGAGCACCGCAACUAUCUUACUGAAGACUCCUAUUACUAGGUGCAUUAAUAGUGCUUUGCAAGUUUACACCCACCAGGCUGGUGCUGCAGUUGCACUGAAAGUAGGAAAAAUCAUCACAAACUUUCUUGAAAAAGAUGAGAGUACAAAGUGGAACAGAUUGGAAUACAAAUAGUUUGGCGGAGACGUCACUUGGCAUCUUCCCAACACGAAUGAGUGAUGCACAUUCCAGAGAAAGUCAUUGCACUACUAAAUGGAAUAGUUGCAAACUUCCCUGCUUCCUGGAGAUUAAGCUGAGGUUUCAUGCAAAACUAUUCAGAAGAUCCAAUGCAUCAACAAAGGAAGAAAAAGUGUCCAGCACUGAGGCAGGGAGGACUGGAAAUGCUGUCUUUUACUCUGCACAGAAGGCUUCCAAGCAAUUUGCGGAAGAGGUCUUAAAAGCCCACAAUGACUACAGGAAGAAGCAUGGUGUUCCCUCACUAAAACUCUGCAAGAAGUUAAACAGGGAAGCACAGCAGUAUUCAGAAGCACUUGCUAGCACCAGAAUCCUCAAACACAGUCCUGAAUCCAGUAGCGGGAAGUGUGGGGAAAACCUCGCGUGGGCUUCGUAUGAUCAGUCAGGUUGUGAAGUAGCUGACAGAUGGUAUAACGAAAUAAAAAGUUAUAACUUUCAGAGUCCGGGAUUUUCCUCUGGGACAGGACACUUUACAGCCAUGGUUUGGAAGAGCACCAAAAAGAUGGGAGUUGGAAAGGCGGCUGCCAGCGACGGCUCCACAUUUGUGGUGGCCCGAUACGAGCCUGCUGGCAAUAUUGUAAACCCUGGUCACUACGAACAAAAUGUCCUCCCGCCAAGGAAAUAACGUCGCCAGGAGUCUGAGGGAAAGGACUGUUCAAGCGGCUAAUGAAAAGCAAAACAGAGGAUCGGAUUAGUUUGGAUAAGCAGGUUUAUAUUUGAGAAUGGUUUUCAAACUUGCUGUAAGGAGCGGGGCUUGAAUCACGAGAAUCAAUCCUGCCUACCAAAAUGGACUUUUGUAUGGAACCGGUGCCUAAAGGGCUGAGGAACCUCAGCAAGCCCAAAACGUAGAAUGUGCAAAAAUAAUGCUUCAAAUUCAAAUAAUGUUCAAAUAAUGGUUUUAUAUAGCUUUAUAGUUGUCUAGCGUUCCUUUUUAAAAUUACAUUUGUGUGGUUUAAGUAAAAUUCAGUUGUGAUAACUUUUAAAUGUUUUUUUAAAAAACAAGUUCAGAUUGCAAAUUGCGAAGUAAACAGUCUGAUUUUGGCUAUUUUAUCAAAACAGUUGAGUUCCUUAUGAAUCCCAUUCACAUCCAUAGUCCUUGCUUUUCUGCAGUACUUUAUAAUAUUUUUGUAUGCUCUUUGUAGAUGUAUCAGUGUUCUCUCUGUAGCCUUGAUACACUCUGUAUAUAACAUUUGUGUUCUUUGGCCAAGUGCAUGUGUCGAAAUUACAAUGGUCUGUCAGAUGAUGGUAGCAUUUGGGAGCACAGAAGAUGAAAACUGAGCUCUGCAAUGUACUGUAUAUUGAGCAAGGUUUGCCGUUGGGAUGAAAGGUUUUCCAGUUAGUUGAAAUUUGAAGUUAGUCCUAGAUGUGUAGCUACUAUUUGGAUGAGUACUAUUUGUUCAGUGAAAUCUGGGGUGCCACAUAGCAGCCUAAAUCCGGGGCUAUAUACAUGUUGCAGUGGAAGUGCAGAAUUCAGCUUCUUGAGACUCCCACCAGAAAAUAAAACCAAGCAGCACAGCUGCAAAAAGAUGCGUAAAAGUGCAUGGUCAAAUGCCCACCAAUAUGUCAGAAGCCUGGUAGGUGAUGUCAGUUCUUCCGUGGCUUACAUAGGUUCUUGACCUCAUUAGUAGCAAAACCAGAAUAAAUUAUGCAAGAUACCAAAAAUACAGGUAAAUUAUGCAGAAAAGCGAACUCGUGCAAAUAGAGCAACACUGCAUAAUUUAUACUGGUUAAAGGAUUACUCUUUUCUUAGUGCAUAAUUUAGAUGCCUGGUUGCAGUUUUUUUAAAAAAUAAAAAAGUUGGCACAAUGUGUGCCUGUUGUAUGUACAAGUUGACAAUUUACAUGAUAUGGUGUUGCUCACAGUAGUUUACAUUUAAAAAUACAUACCAUACCAGUGACUAGGGGAAGGCAGGCACUUUGGGAUUAUUCUGACAUCAUUAGAAAUCAUAAUCUUUCUUUAACACCAUCUCUCCCCCCACUUUAAGAAAUACUGUAAACCUUCUAUUCAUCUGGUCUUUUAGAACAACAUUCCUAUUAGAUAUGUAACUGGUAACACAUGACUUUAUGCUGCAGUUCCAAGUGAGUGUAGGAAAGUACACAUAGCUAAGCUUCCUGAGAAAUUCAGUUUUCAUUUUGUAAAGCAAGCUGCAAAAAUUUGCCAAAAGCUCAGAGAUCUGAGCAGGGCCUGAAUGAGAUUUUCUGUAGUCGGGGAUGUCAGGUUCCAGUGUCAUUUCCUUUCCCAUGAUUAGCAAGGGCAGCAUAAAUUAUGAAAGAUGGCAAAACGUGUAGAGUAAAUUAUGCAAAAUAAGAUCAAUCAUAAAAUUUGCUCAAUUUUUAUAAUUUAUCACAUCUCACAGGAUUUUGUUUUCUUAGUACAGAACAUGGAUUGCCUGAAUAAUUUUGUGUGUGUGUGUGUGCAGAGUACACAUAGUUCUGCACAGAAGACUUUCCCUUAUACGAUAUUUGAAACCUAGCUGCUUAAUUUUUGGUACAUCUAUAUAUCUGAAAUAAUACUGCCCAGUGCCAGCCACUGGCCAGACUGUAGAUCUCAGCCAGUGCCGGAUUUACAUAUAAGCUAAACAAGAUAUAGCUUAGGGCUCCACUCUCUUGCCCCCCCCCCAAACAAAAACCUGGAUGUACAUUUCCAAAAUAUAAGGUAAAAAAUAAAACCUACAUGCAGCAACAGUGUUGUGUUGUGUUGUGUAGGCUCCUAUUUUGUUUUGUGCAAAUGUCUUUAGAUACCUACCGGUAUUACAGUAGUUCCAUAAAUUACCAUAUAGCAUAUUUUCAACACAAAAAACAGCGACAAUUUGUUGUUGACAAAGGACAGCUGGACAUAUAAAGGACCCCAUUACCUUCAGCGGGGCAAGUCUCGAGAUCGCUCCGGCGCCCCUGCCCUCGCAGGGCGCAGCAUGGUUUCCGCGCGGCUUUGCCGGGAGUCUACCUAGAGCCGGCCCUGACCUUCAGUAGCUUAGGGCCUCAUCAAACCUCAAUCCAGCCCUAAGGGUGACCAAGAAAAAGAGAGGCAGUAUCUCAGCUUCUCCCAGGGAAGCUGCCUGCCUCACCAACCAGCCCACAGCAGUUAUAAUUCGGCCGAUGCCAGCAUUCAGAUGAUGGUUCCCUGUUUGGAGUGGAGGAGAAGGGGUGAGACACCCUGGAAGAAGGGGACAGAGUGCAAGCCUCCACUGGGAGCUGCUGGAUAAAGAACCGGGAUGCACAGUGGGGAGAGAAGGGUUGGGUGAACCCAGAGGUUCCUGCCUAGGAUUCUCAUUUUGGCAUGAGGCAGAGACCUGUGAGUUUAGACAAGUAUUUUUUUGGGGGGGGGGGCGGUCCUGUGAACCCUGGGCAAAGAGCAAGUGGAAGGAGGAGAGAGCCAGGGAUGCCUAGAUGCUAAGCAACUGUCCCAAUGGCAGUCUGCUCCUUACCUACCAGAAGAGGAGAGAAGAAAGAUGAGCAGUGUGGCAUCCGGAGGGGCAGGCAGAGGAGCCCAUGUGGCCCCCCAUCUCCCUUGAAUACAAGCCCCAAAUCACAAAGGCAGCUUGUAGGCCUCCUUGCUUUAGUUUCAGACUGUGGACACACUAUACCUUAAAAGCAGAUCCCCCCCCCCAAGAAUUCUGGGCACUGUAUUUCUCAGUUACAAUUCCUGUUGUUGUUUAGUCGUGUCCGACUCUUCAUGACCCCAUGGACCAGCGCAUGCCAGGCACUCCUGUCUUCCACUGCCUCCCACAGUUUGGUCAGACCCUCCAUCUUUCCCAACAUCAGGGUCUUUUCCAGGGAGUCUUCUCUUCUCAUGAUGUGGCCAAAGUGUUGGAGCCUCAGCUUCAGGAUCUGUACGAUUCCUAGCGACCCUUAAACUACAGUGCCCGGGGCAGAGGGGAGUCAAGUCCAAUAAAGUAAGGCACCAGGCACUGUAAUUUAAGGGGGAUGGAAUGUGCUUCAAAUGCCUUUUAAAGGCAUAGUCCAUAGCCCCACGUUAACCAGAACGCACACCGCACCUGAGGGAAGUCCGAGGCCCACCCAUGAGGCAAGGUGAGGCAACUGCUUCAGGCAGCAGGAUCCAGUGGAGCAGCAGGGCCUAAUGUCAAUCUUUCUACCACUGCCAACCUUAUCUCUCUACUUCCAUGAUCAUAGCCUUACUAAAAUGGUGUAUAUUCAUGAAUAUUCAGCUUCUGUUUAAAAGAAAUGGAACAUGAAAUCAGAAAGGUCAUUGCCUUACAUGGUCGCCACAUGAUAUUAAAUUAAGUUAGUGGUCCUGCCGUUUGUAUUCCAACUCCAUUAAAUGUAACCCAAUAAUUCAAUACAGCAUAAUUAUUAAUAUUUGAAAAUAAAAGUAUUUUUCAUAUGAAGAGUUUGUGGCUGUUUUAAAACUAAUCACCAUCACCAGAGCCAUAAUUCAGAAGAGUGGCCCAACACACACACUGGAUAGAGAAGCAAUAAACGUUGAGACACCAUAAAGGAGGUGAUAACACAUCUGUAAAUCCUUUGGUUCGUCAGCUUGUAAUUUUGUAUAACAACUGCGCUUAUACAGAGAUUAUCUUACAGAAGAACGAAAUACAAGAAGAGGAAACUGCCACAUCACGAAAAAGGGGGUGGGAGUAAUAAAGGGUGAGAAGAA
Messenger RNA from Zootoca vivipara (common lizard), 8645 nucleotides. It is a transcript of the gene GLIPR2, whose product is annotated as GLI pathogenesis related 2. NCBI's taxonomy places the organism in Eukaryota, Metazoa, Chordata, Lepidosauria, Squamata, Lacertidae. The record is from RefSeq and is a predicted model, not a curated record. Gene Ontology annotation, cellular component: extracellular region.